Molecule: messenger RNA, 1789 nt
Organism: Hyaena hyaena (striped hyena)
Lineage: Eukaryota; Metazoa; Chordata; Mammalia; Carnivora; Hyaenidae
Gene: TMED10
Product: transmembrane p24 trafficking protein 10
Exons: 5
Coding region: 55-714 (219 amino acids)
Biological process (GO): endoplasmic reticulum to Golgi vesicle-mediated transport; Golgi organization; intracellular protein transport
Cellular component (GO): Golgi apparatus; COPI-coated vesicle; endoplasmic reticulum-Golgi intermediate compartment
Source: RefSeq, a predicted model, not a curated record
ACCUCCCGGUUCCGGCGUGGUAGAGGCCCGAGGAGGUGAACGGUCUCCGGCACCAUGUCUGGUUUGUCUGGCCCACGAGCUCAGCGUGGCCCUUGCCCGUCAGCGCUGCUGCUGUUCCUCCUGCUCGGCCCCGGCUCGGUGCUCGCCAUCUCCUUUCAUCUCCCCGUGAACUCCCGCAAGUGCCUCCGCGAGGAGAUCCACAAGGACCUGCUGGUGACGGGCGCGUACGAGAUCACCGACCAGUCUGGGGGCGCUGGCGGCCUGCGCACCCACCUCAAGAUCACAGAUUCUGCUGGUCAUAUUCUGUACUCCAAAGAAGAUGCAACCAAGGGGAAAUUCGCCUUUACCACUGAAGAUUAUGACAUGUUUGAAGUGUGUUUUGAGAGCAAGGGAACAGGGCGGAUACCUGAUCAACUCGUGAUUCUAGACAUGAAGCAUGGAGUGGAGGCGAAAAACUACGAAGAGAUUGCCAAGGUUGAGAAGCUCAAACCUUUGGAGGUGGAGCUCCGGCGCCUAGAAGACCUUUCAGAAUCCAUCGUUAAUGAUUUUGCCUACAUGAAGAAGCGAGAGGAGGAGAUGCGAGAUACCAAUGAGUCCACAAAUACUCGGGUCCUAUACUUCAGCAUCUUUUCAAUGUUCUGCCUCAUCGGACUAGCCACCUGGCAGGUCUUCUACCUGCGUCGCUUCUUCAAGGCCAAGAAGUUGAUUGAGUAAUAAGGCCCAGUCUCCUCCCACCUGUAUCUCAGCCCGCUGAACAUCACUGGGACGUGCCUGGCCUAAGGCAUCCUACUAACAGCAUCAUCGAGGCACAUUGGAGCUUUCUUGCCAGAACUGGUCUCUUGUGGUGUGGGAGGACGUGGGUUACCACCUACAUCCAACAAGUCAAUGAGGGACUUCUUUUUAAUUUGGUAGGAUUUGGACUGGUUUUGCAACAAUAGGACUAUUAGAGUCACCGGUGACAAAAAAUUGGGGUUACCUAGCUAAUGCCAAAGCCAGCAUUUGUACUGGGUUUCCUCCUGUGCUGUGUUUGAACCAUAUUUUCUUUCCUUUUCUUCCUUGCUCACCAGUUUGAGCUUCCACUCUAGUUCCUUCACCGAGGUAUGUAUGACCAUGUUGAACUGGUUUCAUUCUGAUUAUCCUUUUUGGAUUUGUGUGAAAACACACUUAACUUUCUCUUGACCCUUAGCUGAAAUGUUUAGGUAGCUUCUGGUGAUAUCCUUUCAUAAUUUUAUGUCUCUUAAAAGGGUGAUCGAUGGGACACCUCAUAGAAAUGAGCUUUGAACUGUAGAUAACUCUUAAAGAAGACUUCAUUUUAGAAAAUUAAAAUAUUUGUGCUUAACUGCCUGAACCUUUUUCAUGUAUUUAUGUGUGUUCUAUGCAGUUUUAUCAGGUAGAGAUUUGUUUGAUCACCACCGCAAAAUGCAGAACAGUCCAAUUCUUCUAUCUCUUGUACUACGACCUUUUAUAACUACAGCCACCUCCCUUCCUUACCCCGGAGCCCCACCUUCUGGCAACCACUAAUCUGUUCUCUGUCUCUAAUUUGGUCACUUCAAGAACGUUUUAUAAAUGGAAUCAUCUAGUUUGUAACCUUUCAAGAUUGCCUUUUUGAACUCAUCAUAAUUCCCUUGAAACCCAUCUAAGUUGUUGCAUGUUAUCAGUAGCUUUUUAUUGCUCAGUAGUAUUCCAUGGCAUGGGUGUACCAGUUGGUUUAACCAUCCCCCCAUUGAAGGACACUGGGGUUGUUAUCAGGUUUUGGCCAUUUCUAAUAAAGCUGCUGUAAACUUCCAUG